GCACAAAUUAAACAAAGUUUUUAACGCUUUUAGGCUAUAGGCUUUUAACGCCAUUAAAAAAUAAAUAAAUAAAACACAUUCCGGAAAAAUUUCAUAAACUGAAAAUUCAGUAAAAGUGGUCGCAUUAGUUGUAUCUUUCAGUUUAACGUGUGUGUGAAAGGGAAAGAAAAAAAAAUGACGUGUAAAAUUAUUUUUGCGAACAUUGAGUUGUUGAUUUUUUUUGCGUAGUGUGGUGAAACGCAAAAAUGUAAUGGAUUCUGUGGUUUUUUUUUGGAAUAGUGCUGUAAAAUGGUUAAAUAUAUAAUCUUGACAACACUCUGCAUUACGGUGGUCGCACGACAGCCUACCAACCACAACAUCAUACGCCAUGAUCGCAGUUGCCUUACCGGAUACAUGACUGAUGUCCAGUCAUGGGUGGACGAGAAUGGGGAAAUUACUGAUAAAAUUGAUUUUAACUACAUAUUGGAUUUGUCAUGGAAUCCAAAUCCAACAGAAAUACUGACCCAAAAUGUGGAUAGGAUUUUGCAGCCAAUCAAUGUGAAAUAUUUAAGCAUGGCAAAGAGUAAUCUACUCAGAGUUCCCGCGAUAUUCCACUUUCAAGGCCGUUCAGGGCAGCCCAUAUCUUCAACAGUAGAAUACCUGACCCUAUAUGGCAAUAAUUUCUUGAACUUCAACGCACCUGGUGCACAUUACGGUGUUCGAAUGAACGCUACGGACGCUAAGGAGGCCGACUUUAAUUUAUCUUUUCGGUUGUCAGCUAGAUCAGCCUGGGCCGCUGGUUUUCAAAGCAGAACUUUUUCUAAACUCAAAGAACUGGAUCUUCGACGGUGUUCUAUUGAAGUUAUCAACGAUAACACAUUUGAAGGCAUGCCUGAAUUACAAGCUUUGUAUUUGGGAGAAAAUAAUAUUAACAUCAUCAGUGCCAAUGCUUUUAACGGAUUGAGAAGCCUUUUACAUCUAGAUGUAAGCCAUAACCAUGUUGGUUUUGAUAAUGAAAAGUUGCUUCUAGAAGGACAGGUUUUCAAACCAGUUGCAAAGCUUACAUCGCUGGAUCUGUCGUAUACAAAAAUUAACAACGGUGAUUUAAAUUUUAUGAAUUAUUUUCGAAAAAGCUUGGAAAGACUAUCUUUAUGCUUUACUCAAAUUCCUAGACUCAAACCUUUUAGUUUAAAUGGGACUAGUUUGCGGUUGUUAGACCUGAGUGGAAAUCCUGGGAUUUUACAAGGAAAAAAUCUACUAAAAGGCCUGGAAGGUUAUCUGGAGGUGUUGUAUGCUGAUGAUAUUGGUUUGAAAUCUGCAGAAGACUUUUAUACAUUUGAUCAAUUAGAAAUAUUGAGACUACGUAAUAAUGAACUGACAGCUAUUACAGGAAAUGUAGUUUCAAGUUUGAAGAAUUUACAAGUUUUGGAUUUGUCGAAUAAUCGCCUCUCGAGUUGGUUUUGGCCGGUGUUCAGUUUAAUACCGCAACUUAAUUUUUUAUCGCUACAAAAUAAUAAUUUCAAUAUUAUUACUCCUGAAAUGUUAAAAGAUAUUGGAAGCAUAACUUAUGUUGGCUUUGCUGGAAACUUCGUGGUUUGCAAUUGUAACGCAAGGGAACUUUUCGAACUUGCGUACCAGAAUGAGAAUGUAACUUCUGAAAAACUUCUAAAGUCCUUAAGAUAUCCUGGAUCAGCUAGUAGAAUUGACCUUAUGUAUCACAGAGGGUUUGAUGAUUACAAUGAAAUGAUAUUGUCCAGAAGCAAAGUUACAAAACCCUGCUAUAACACUGAAUGCAAAGAUGUUGAAGACUUAGAAACUGAGGGAAAAUUCCUUCUCGUAGAUUUUCAACCGUCAGAAUACCAAUGUUUUUUCGUAGCCGAGGGUAAACCUGUGCCAUUCUCUUCCGUAGCAACUUGUAGAUUGACACAAAUAAACGACGACAUUGAUGAAAUAAUUAACAAAGGAUGGAAUAAACUUUUAUUACUGUUAAUAAUACCGACAGUAAUGCUCCCUUUGUUUAUUUUGGGAUACGUUUUCAGGAAGAAUUUUAUAUAUUUUUGUAUAACAAUGAGAAAUUCUGCAACCUUGAGUUUGAUCAAUAAUGAUGCUGUACCCGAGGACGGUACGUUCUUCAAUUACGACGUAUUUGUGUCAUACUGCAACGACGAUCGCGAUUGGGUGUUGGAUUAUCUUCUUCCACACGUUGAGAAGGACUGUAAUGUCUGUGUUUGUUUGCACGAGAGAGAUUUUCAGGUGGGACUGUCAAUUUUAGAGAACAUAGUGUCAUGCAUGGACCGGAGCAGGUCCAUAAUGCUGAUCAUCUCCCAGCAGUUUUUGGCUAGUCAAUGGUGCCAGUUUGAGAUGCAUUUGGCACAACACAGGCUGCUAGAAACACGUCGCGAAGACCUGAUCCUAGUUCUUUUGGAAGAGAUACCGAGACCACUUAGGCCAACAACUCUUCACUACCUGAUGUUGACAAAGACCUACAUAGUCUGGCCAAAGAACGCAUCUGAACAAGCGGUAUUUUGGAGAAGAUUGAAAAAGAGCCUCGUGAUGCACAAAAUCAUGACUACUCAGAAUAUUUCUUGAGCUUGAUGGACAAACUAUAGUACUUAGUCGCGUUGGGAGUGCACUUGGAAAUCCAAACGUUAUCGUAUUAGGAGAAUCAAACUUUCCUUAUACCGCCGCCCUACCUAUAGCAAAGAACAAUAAGACAAAUCGAGCCCUCCUACGUAAAGUAUUGUAUGUCGAAAUUGCCAAGUUUACAGGGCAAGGUUUUAAAGUUUUGAAUUCACUG
Molecule: messenger RNA, 2776 nt
Organism: Hyposmocoma kahamanoa
Lineage: Eukaryota; Metazoa; Arthropoda; Insecta; Lepidoptera; Cosmopterigidae
Product: toll-like receptor 13
Exons: 8
Coding region: 289-2568 (759 amino acids)
Biological process (GO): immune response; inflammatory response; toll-like receptor signaling pathway
Cellular component (GO): membrane
Molecular function (GO): protein binding; transmembrane signaling receptor activity
Source: RefSeq, a predicted model, not a curated record